Dictyostelium discoideum AX4 is the source of this 2283-nucleotide messenger RNA. RefSeq names its product ubiquitin domain-containing protein (gene sf3a1). The transcript has 3 exons. The coding region runs from base 1 to 2283 and encodes 760 amino acids. Gene Ontology annotation, biological process: mRNA cis splicing, via spliceosome; RNA processing. Gene Ontology annotation, molecular function: RNA binding. Gene Ontology annotation, cellular component: nucleus. The record is from RefSeq and is a predicted model, not a curated record. NCBI's taxonomy places the organism in Eukaryota, Evosea, Eumycetozoa, Dictyosteliales, Dictyosteliaceae.
AUGGCUAAUGAAAUAAUUACACCUACUGAAGGUGAAUUAAAAACUAUCAUUGAUAAAACAGCAGCAUAUGCAGCAAAAUUAGGUGAGAGUUUUGAAAAUAAAGUUAAACAAAGAGAAGGACACAAUGCAAAAUUUAAUUUUAUGAAAGAAGGAGAUCAAUAUUAUCCUUAUUAUAGAAAUAAAAUUGUAGAGAAUAAAGCAAAAAUUCAAGCAGAUGCAGCAGCAGCUGCCGCAGCUGCAAAUCCAAAAACUCCUUCUACUACCACCACCACAACAACAACCACAACAGCAACAACACCACUACCAACAGCAACAGCAACAACAACAUCACCAACUCCAACAACAUCAUCAACUAUAGUACCAGUACCUCAAACAAAUUCAACUCAACAACUACAACAACAACAACAACAACAACAACAAACAACACCAGUAUUUGAAAAACCACAACCUCCACCCCCACCACCACCAAAAAAAGAACCAACACAACCUGAUCCACUUUUAUAUAUUUUAGAUGUACCUGAUUUUAUGACCCCAUUAGAAUUAGAUACAAUUAGAUUAACAGCACAAUUUAUUGCAAAAAAUGGUGAUAGUUUUUUUAUGGAAUUAGCAAGUAGAGAAGUAAAGAAUAGUCAAUUUGAUUUUUUAAAACCAACCAAUCAUUUGUAUGAAUGGUUUAGAGCAUUGGUAGAAUCCUAUGCUCAAAUUAUAUAUCCACCACAAGGUAUAAAGGAGCAAUUAAAGUCAAACUAUUUCUCCAAUAAACAAACCAUUCUAGAGAGAGCAAUGAAUCGUUGUGAAUAUAAUCAACUCAAAGAGAUUGAGGAACAAAAGAAAGAGGAGCGUGAGGAUGAGGAGAAAACAAUCAUUGCCUCAAUUGAUUGGCAUGAUUUUGUAAUUGUAGAUACCAUUGAAUUCAAUGAGGAUGAUUUAGACGACUUACCACAACCAAGAACAUUUGACCAACUGAUUGCUGGUGAUACACCAUUUGGUGGCAGUGAUUUCGAUAAUGAUGGUCAUGGUUCAAAUGGUAAAGGUGGUCAAGAUAUGGAGAUGGAGAUGGAUAUGGAGAUGGAGAUGGAUGAUGAAGAUAAUAAUAAUAAUGAGGAUGAGAUUGAAGAAUCAUCAUUAUCGUCAACAAAUACAACAGGUAAUUUACCACCAAAAGAUCAAUCAAAAUUAAAAAUUGUUAAAGAUUAUCAAAAAUCAAAUUCAUCUGUUAAAUCUAAUGCACCAACAAAAUUAACUCAGUUAUGUCAAUUUUGUAAACAAGAGAUACCAUUGGACGAAAUGCAAGAACAUAUGAGAAUUGAAUUAAUUCAAAAACAACAAAGAGAUUCGAGAUUGGGUGGUGGUGGUAGUAGUAAUAAUAAUAAUAAUUUAACAAAUACUUUAACUCAAGAUGACGAUAUCGCAAGAAAUCUUCAAUCAUUUGCAAGUAAAAGAGUUGAUAUCUUUGGUGAAACAGAAUCUUCUAAGAAACAAGAUGAACAACCAACUCAAGCACCAAAAGUUAUUUGGGAUGGUCAUUCUGGUAGUAUUCCAAGAGUACAAGCUGCUCAACAAGCUGCUCAAUUAGCUGCUCAACAAGCUGCUCAACAAAAAGCUGCUGCUAUUGCUGCUCAACAAGCAUCUCAGCAACAAGCAUCUCAACAACAACAACAACAAUUACAACCACCACAACCAAUUGGUAUUCACCAUCAUCCACAACGUCAUUUACCACCAGGUAUGAUGCCUCCUGGAAUGAUGCCACCUGGAAUGAUGCCACCAGGUAUGAUGCCACCUGGAAUGGUACCACCACCACCAUUUGGUAUGAUUCCACCUGGAAUGGUACCACCACCACCACCAGGUUUAAUGAUACCAACUGCACCUCCAGGAUUAAUGAUACCACCAACACAACAACAACAAUUACCUCCCCAAACAAAUACAUCCCCAUCCUCAUCCUCUUCAAUUAAAGUUGAAGAACCUCAAUCUAAAAAGUUAAAGAUUGAUGAUGUAUUAAUUCCUGAAUCAGUUUGGUUACAAAAUAAUCCAAACCCUGUCAAUUUAACAGUAGAAAUGGCUGAUAAAAGUAAUAUUUAUCAAAUUACACUUCAACCAACCGAUAGUAUAUCUUUAUUAAAAGAGAAAAUUAAAGAACUUAAUGGUAUGCCAACUAAUAAACAAAAAUUACAAGCUCCUGGUUUAUCAAUUUUAAAAGAUACUUGUAGUAUAGCUUUUUAUAAUUUAAAAUCAUUAGCAAUAGUUACUUGUGGUCAAAAAAAAAAAGGCGGUAAAAAGAAAUAG